Plenodomus lingam JN3 is the source of this 3336-nucleotide messenger RNA. RefSeq lists its product as uncharacterized. Gene Ontology annotation, biological process: transmembrane transport. Lineage: Eukaryota; Fungi; Ascomycota; Dothideomycetes; Pleosporales; Leptosphaeriaceae. Gene Ontology annotation, cellular component: plasma membrane. The record is from RefSeq and is a predicted model, not a curated record. Gene Ontology annotation, molecular function: transmembrane transporter activity.
AUGGUGGAUGCUGGUAAUGAUGGCUCUGAGAGGAGUGGUACACGAUCGAUCCGGGCUCAAGCCUUACCGAAGAAAGUCACCUCACUGUCAACGGCCAAGCGGCUCCCCUGGCUGGACAACAGACCACCAAGAGCAGCUCCUUCGGUGCCUCUAGAUGGCCAGACAAGCGAACUGGAUUCUCUCUCUCCUAGUGCACGUCCAACUAGUCGCAAAUCCUCUAUUGCAGUGGUUCCAAAGCGCGUCACGACUGUUACUUCAACUGUCAAACGAAAGCCUGCAGUUUUUAUCAAAGAUGUUCCUAAGCCAUCCGCAGUUGAUAGCAGCCCUUCACCGGCCACACGCCAUAAGACGUCACACAUCCGGCUUUCUUCGACUGCACCUAAAACCCCAUCCCUUCCGGGUACGAUCCGUCGUACAUCCAAAUCAAUGCAGUCCCCCCAAAAGAGACGCUUAUUAACGCGACAUAAUGACAGUGAGCAGGUAAAUAAUUCACUACAGGCAGGAAGUCUUGUGUCUGUUGUAGACCAUCUUGAGGAAUCUGAUACAACGGACGUGUUUGAGUCCCCGUCAGAACAUGUCAUUACGAUCACUCCGGCUACUCCAACAGUCUCACACGUUCAGAUGUCACCUACACAACCAGCACCAGGACGAACUACGUUUGAGCGUAUCCGUGACCGACGGAUCAGCAACGCUGUGGAGGACUUGGAAGACAUGGUACAAGAGGCUGUGGAAAUCGCAGAUGAAACUGCAGAUCAUGGUCAAGUAGAGGAAAUAUACGACAUCAUUAAGGAGGCAAAGAACGCCGUACAAGACGCGUCUGGCGACCGCACUAGGCUGCUUACAAACAAUGCUCCAUCAUUGACAUUGUCCCGAUCUUCUACCGUUGCAGAAGGAUACUCAGAGAGCUUUUCAGGGCACUCUCAUGAUCCUCGGAGACCUGCUGAUCCCAGGAGACCACCACCUCCCGUGCCACUUGUCGAAGAUUCUCCAUCUUCGCCACCUCAUUCCAGUCAGCAAAAGAAUACAGCAUCACGAGAUUGGGCGUAUUCGAAAACACUGGUUCUUGAUGACGUAUCACCGGCUGCGUCCCUAUCCUCGAGUGAUGAUAUUGAUGAUCAACACCACUUGACCUAUACUACGGCAAGCAACCUACUGAUACCGCCGCCUACCGCCCAAACAACAGCACGAAAUCAUACGGAUAUUGUCCUGCGACCAAGAGCCCGAGACAAUUCCCAAUCCCCUUCCCACCCCCAAUCUCGCGGCCGUUCCCGUCGACGAGUCACAGACGACUCUACUCGUCGCCCCCGUCAACGCCAUCAUCGGAGCAGCUACGAAAGCGAUCAAUCACCAUCGCGCUCAAGAAAUAGAAAGCUGCGAAUCUCAGACUCCAGUCAAAGCAAAAGCUCCUUCGACGAGGAAGACGAGCCGGUACAACACUCCAAGAGUGAACUCACAGUCCACGACUCAGCACAUCGCCAUACAUUCAGUCUCCGCCGCCAGCAUCGACGACAGCCCAUUGCGCGAAACUGGUCGACAGGCAAGAAACGCAUCACCGCAACAAUCGCAUGUAUCAACACCGCCCUCCUCGGCAUCAUCAUCGGCGUCUAUGCCGGCGAAGUCCCUCGAAUACAAUACUAUCUCGCAGAUGAACGCCACAUCUCUAUUGUAGGCAACAUUGUUCUCUACUUUGGCCUCGCAAUCUCUACACUCAUCGCCUGGCCGCUACCGCUUCUCCACGGCCGAAAACCUUAUAUGCUCGCCGCCCUCGCAAUUGCCCUUCCCCUACAGUUUCCACAGGCCAUUGUCGUCAGCGCUCGUCGCUCACCUACCCGUCCCAUCUUCCGCAUCGGCCUACUCUGUGCCCGCGCAGCGUCCGGCCUUGUCCUCGGCUUCGCAAAUGUAAACUACAUCACCGUGCUCCUCGACCUGUUCGGCGCAUCCCUGCAGAGCAAGAACCCGCACCAAGAAUACGUCGUGGCCAACGAUGUGCGCAGACACGGUGGCGGAAUGGGCAUGUGGCUCGGUAUCUGGUCGUGGUGCUGGAUCGGUUCUCUAGCCGUGGGCUUCCAGAUCGGGGCCGCGAUCAUCGAGGACUUGAGCCCGGACUGGGGCUUCUACGUUGUCGUGAUUAUCCUGGCUGCGGCGCUGGUGCUGAAUAUCAUGGCGCCGGAGACGCGGCGGGCUCCGCAUCGCAAAGCAGUGACGGAGGUGUACGACCGCGAUGAGAAUUACAUCACGCGCCGUGUUGAGCGGGGAGAAGUCAAGUUGCACAUUUCUACCCAGGGCCCAGCGUACUGGUUUGAAGAAGUCGGGGCCGGCAUCAGACUCAUGGGCCUCAUGUGCAGUCAACCCGGCUUCCUAAUCCUCGCCUUCUAUCUCGCAUGGAUAUACGCGCAAAUCGUGCUCGUCAUCAUCCUGCUCGGUGCCUUGCUCUCGCGAAACUACAAGUGGCAGCCUCGCUUUGUCGGACUGGGCGUCCUGUCGAUUGCCCUGGGCGCCUUGCUGGCCAUUCCCCUCACAAAAGCCGGCAUCUUCUCGCGCGACCGCAAAAAAGCAUUUCGCACAGACAGCAUGACCUUUCAGCGCCAGGUCUCGUGGUCCUCGCACCUCGUCCGCCGCACGCUCUUCACCACCGCGCUCCCACUCAUGGGUCUCGCGUACACUGUGUCUUCGACCGGUGCGCCGCGCCCCGUCGCCGUGCCCAUUGCCUUUGCAGGCGCCGUCGGGUUCCUCAGCGUGCUCGCGAUUGCGGAGUGUAACGGGUUGAUCAUGGAGACGUUUGACACGUGUGAUUUACAACCGGGAGUCAAUACGCGACAUCGGUUUCAAUCCAUGGCGGUGCAGGACAAGCGGCGACGAACGAAUUACUCGUCCUUUCCCCGCGUGACCGCCGGCAUCUUCGUGUCGCAGAUACUCGCCUUCAUCGGCGCCGCCGUUGCUACGGCAGUCGGAGGUUCCAUGACCAGGAGAUUGGGCGCCCAGGCGUCGACGGGUGUCACGGCGGGUAUCCUCUUCGGUCUCACGCUGUUGCUCACCCUCGUACUCCUACGCUUUCGCCAGAUCCAAGUCAUUCCCAACCACACGUUUGGCACGCGGCGGGACACGGCGGCGUGGCAGGCGUUCAAGGAUUUGGAAAAGGUGGGGCGGAAGGACGAUUGGAAGGCUGUGGUGAUUGGGAAUCCGAGUGGCAAGAUGAGGAGGAUGAAUGUGUUGGAGUUGGGCGGGUUGAGUAGGUGGACGGAGAUUCGCAAGUUGAACUUCUUGAUCAAGGGGGAGAGGUUGGGCGAGGAGAAGAAGAGGAAGAGGAGCCGGUUGAUGGAUGGGGAUAGUUGGUAG